Messenger RNA from Torulaspora delbrueckii, 993 nucleotides. It is a transcript of the gene SPO74, whose product is annotated as Spo74p. Lineage: Eukaryota; Fungi; Ascomycota; Saccharomycetes; Saccharomycetales; Saccharomycetaceae. Bases 1 to 993 code for a protein of 330 amino acids. The transcript has a single exon. The record is from RefSeq and is a predicted model, not a curated record.
AUGUAUAUGGGCUCGAACAAGUCCGAGGCUGAUCUGGACGUUGUGACUCAUUUCUCGGGGUCUCCUUACAAGGGGAAACGAACAGAUUCUAAGGCUACAGAGAGUUCUUUGGCCACUACGACCAUGUCUACUGUGAAGGCAGAGCAGCAAGCAUUCAAGAAGAGUGUGAUUCCUUUUUUGGAACUUAUGAUUGGUGCUUUGCAGAUGAAUAGUGUUCUCAAGAAGGAGACAGAUGAGCUGGCGGCUAAUUUCGAAAAGUUUAAAGAGUUACCUCAGGAUCCAGAUCUGCUCACAACAGUGCUUGACGAUGUGCUUUAUUAUACCAGACAGACCAGUGCGAUCCUUAAUCGCGAGUUGAAGUUUAAACAAUUGUCCCAAAGGUUAGAGUACCUGUUUUCUAUCUUUCUCGACCCAACAGAGUACGAUAUGAAUCCUCAGGAGCAUAUCGAGUAUUUGAGAGAAGAAAUUACAGAUACAUUGCUCAAGAUUUUCCACCACAAGAGAUUGCCACCAAACUGCAUCCCAAGAGGAAAACCGUCGCCAUUGGAUUUUGAAGAUAAUUACGAGCUCGAUAGAUGUGCAAAGAAUGGUGAUACACCUUUCCCAAGAGGCGAAGAAUACAAGAUCAAGAGUAUUGAGGAAGGUUUCGAUAUCUGUGCAAACGCCAUGAAUCAGGCAUUCGGUGAUAAGAAAGAACUGAGACAACAUGAUUCCACAAUGCUCAGCCCAAGAGGUCGAUUCAUGGUAAAGCGUACCAACACUCACAAGGAGAAACGCAGAUUGAGAGAGAACAAGGAAUGUCUCGAAUUCAUGCCUAUCGGAUAUGAUGAUAACGUGCUAAAUGCAAAGACUCCACAACGACAUACGCAAAAAUCUGCUCCCAAUGAUUAUGAUUUUACUCCCAAGGCUAACGACGAGAAUGAUUCUUUGCAGAUGUUUUUUCAAGAACAAGCUAGUUACUACGAUUUGACCGCUGGUAGGUCUCGCAAAUAA